CAUCUUUGUAGUUUCCGCGGGAAAAAAAUCCGAGCAAGAAGCUGAAACUGUGCCUUGGCGUUCGCUUGUCGAUUCAACUUCAGCGCUAACUGACAUUCCUGCAGUGAUGUGGACACAAGGAGGUGGUGGUUUUGGAGAUGGUGGAUUUGGUAACCAGGGAGGCUACCUGAACUCACCUGGACCGAACCAAGGAGGCUUUGAUUCCCCUGCACAGUCCUCGCAGGAGAGAAGGGGGGGCUCGAGGAGAGCCCAGAACCUGUUGCCGUGUACAGUUUCACACCUGCUACAAGCCCAGCACAUGGACGACUCCUUCAGACUGGGGGAGACUGACAUCAAUCAGGUGACCAUAGUGGGGGUAGUCCGUACUGCCACCCGAGCUCCCACCAACAUCCUGUACAAGAUAGACGACAUGACGGGUCCUCCCAUGGACGUCAGGCAGUGGCUCGACAAUGAUGAUAACAUUCCAGAUGAGGAACAAGACCAACUCUGGCCAGUCAACAGUUACAUCCGAGCCGUGGGUCACCUGAGGUCAUUCCAGGGCAAGAAGAGUCUGGUGGCCUUCAAGAUCAUGCCAGUUACAGACUAUAAUGAACUGACCAUGCACAUACUGGAGGUGGUGCAGGCACAUAUGAUGUUAGAAAAGGGCUCGCAAUCCACUGGAGGUAUGUCUGCUGGGAUGGGAGGGCAGAGGCAGAACACAGGUGGGAGACCCAUGAUGGGUCAGCAGGGUGGGGUCAACGACCUGGGCCUCAACAACAUCCAGAACCAGGUUCUGACAAUGAUCCAGAGUAGCCAGGAUGAGUCAGGAGUCAAUGUGUCGGUGAUCGAACAGCGCCUGCGGGGCAUCUCCAGGGAUGCAGUCAGCAUGAGAAGUGACGGAGAAGGCAGCACGCUUGUACUAGGAGGACAGGACCGAAGUUUACGAGCCCGGCUUAUGGCGAGCGAAGCCGCGAUGGAAGAACUGAGGCUGCUGCGGCAGAGACAGGAGACGCUGGUGGAGGAAGCCAAGAGAAAACUUCCCCAAGAGCUGGUCAGGCCUGCCGGGUGCAUCAACAGUUCCAUCGACAAGCUUCGGAACGCAGUGGACCAUCUGAAACGUACGGACAGUGACCUGGUGGGCGCCCUCCACACGCUGAACACACAGAUCCUGCAGCUGAAGCUGGCGGAGGCACAGGAGACGGACGGGGAGAACGAGCUGAUGAGCGCCUCCUGCCGGUCCAUGUCGUCAUCUGCAGUCUCCAUCCCAAGCGUCACCAGUUCUCGCACCAGCACCCUGAUCGACCUGCCCGACAGUCGGCGCAGCUCGGGGUUCUUCGACGCGUCGUCCCCGUCCCCACCGCUAACCCCGGACAUCGUCACGCCCGAGAAACUCCACCACUACGCCGAGGUGGACGGACGGGUCUCCGCGGGGUGGCCGGACGUCACCAACCACCAGUUCUACAAGCGUCACAGCUUCGGGGAAGUCGGGCAGUUAGAAUCCGACAGCGUGGUGUCAAAUGACGUGAAACAGUCAUACUUCAGCGGGAUGAUGCCAGUGACGAGCCAGGCUCCGAGAGAAGAGAAAAAGAAGGAAGAUUCGCUGAGCAGAAGGUUCAAGUUGGCACUCCGCCCGCGGUCCAAGUCCGGGUUGUCUGUGUGCUACCCGUACCCCAGCCCCAUGCACGCCAUCGCCAUACAGAGCGACAUGUUUGUUCCGGCAGACAGUGAGAGUGUGGUGGAAGAGGAACAGUCGUCUGUGGAUAUAACGACAGGUGACCACAGUCAGUCAGCACCUGCACUUCGUCCUGCAGUGGUGUCUGGUCCACAAGCCGGGAAGACAGACGACAGGUUCGGCAAAGCGCCCCCUGACGGGAAAGGCGCGGGACUCCUUCGACCAGUUUCCACACCUCCUGACAUCUCGCGAGCGUGGAAUGACCAAGUGCCGCACACAGCGCCUUGGGCAAAGAACAGUGAGCCUGCAACUGAAGAGCUCGUUGACAUUCCGGACUAUGAGAACAUCUUUUCCGCCUACUCAGAACUCCCUGGCAACGACAUAGCGCCGAGGCGGCACUCCUUUGCCGGGUCACACGCCAUGAAGAAGCAUGUUGAAGACGACAUCCCGACCUACGAAAACCUGUCGAACUUUGAUAAUGAAUACGGCGACUAUGUGACACUCACUCCCGAAGACUUGCCGCAGAUCUCACAAGCUACAACUACAAGACCUGCGAGCGAAAUCCACAUCGAGUCACCGUCGGAUUCUGGAGUAAAACCCGUCGCUGCUACUUCAGGAACCGUGUCGCGACCUGAAGUCCCUCAGGAGAGAAAAGCCCCGCGAAAACCAAAACCUACUCCGAGACAAUCGCUGCUGAAGAAAGCCAGCCCCGCGGUUACACCGCCGUUACCUCAGCCAAGAGCAGAACCACAAACAGACUCUCGCGACGUGAACGUCAAAGAAACACCUGUUAGGGAGACGUCUUCGAACCAGACAACCAGCCAAGAGAACCCUACCAGUAAGACGACACAACCGGGACCUGCACUUCUGAUGGCUUCGCUGAUAGCAGACGGCAAAGUACAAGGACUGACUGUUUCUGCUGUCCCGAGUAAAGAGAUGGACAGGUCUCCGCUGACGAAACUCGUGGGCAAGUACAGUCCCCGUAAGCAAGAGUCCAAGAGCAGUAGUACCACGAACGUCGAGAAAGCAACUCUGUCCAGCAGCCAACCCCGAAAAGAACAGCCCCAGCCUGACUCUAACAGCGCAAAGACUGUGAGAAUGAAGUUCAGGGCUCCUGCAGGGGUGGACAUAAGGCCCCGGUCCUGCAAUGACAAAGUCGAGAACAGUCACGUCAGAAGCACGAAGCUGUCAUCUGAGCCCAACGGCAACAGAAAGGAGCGUAGAGAACGAACAGCGGCUCCUUCCCCCGCUAACAAGCCUCACCAGCUGAUGAGUGAAGGACGGCACAGCCCCUGCAGAAAACUGCAGUUUCAACACGAAUCUAGCAGGAUGUCUUCCCAUCAGGCCAGAGAAGGACAGAUUCCUCCUGGACAUUACGCCCCCCACGGCACAGAGAUCUCUACAAAACGAUGUUCUGUACAGGCAUCUGCAAAAAGGAUGUCCAAAGACGCGCCUUUACCCCAGCCGACAGCAACUUCAGCGAACGUGUCUGGGAGACAGAAGUGCCCAGUGCCGACGGAAUCCCGCUACGUCCAACAACCAAUCGUGACUCGCGGUGUGGCGACUGACUUGAGGUCAAGUGUUCCUAACACCAGACCAGAGCGCGGAGGAGUACCCCACGGUCAACGCUAUCGGCCACACAGUGACUGUGGACAGCAGUCGGCUAGUCAGAACCCUGGCUGUGUGAAGAAGGAGGACUCGAAUCGUCGGUACGUGCGACAUGGUAAAACUCAUCACAGCGACAAGCGAGCCAGGCGUCAUACCACCGCCGUGAACAGCCCGGCACACCCGUCGCUGAUGAACGGCCUAGCCGACCACAGAAACCGGCACAGCCACAGCAGCACCUCUCUAAACGGCCAUCCCGUGUCCAAGUUUCCUUCCAACGGUCCCCACAGUCACAGGGUUCCGCACGGGUUUGCCCGCGGUGUUCGUGGUCUGAAGAAAGCGGGGCAGAGCCGGAGCACUUCUCGGCUGUACGACUACGACACCAGCGUGCUCGGCAGCUCCAGCGACGAAAGCUCAUCCAGUGACUCUGACAUCCGCCGAAGCGACAGCGAAAGUGACACCGAGUCCAGUGACGAAGGUGGACUGAUCCUAGCCGAAGCAAAGUGGCCUGCAGUUGUAGGAACGGCCACCAGGCGGCGCCUGUCGUCCCAGGACAGCCUAUCCAGACUGUUUCCCUCUUGUCAUCUUGUGACGGAGUUGUAAAUGGACACAUAUAGUCAGAGCUCGGCUGUGAAUAUACCUAUGCUAUAAUUUUAUAUACUUAUAUAUUAUCAGGUUAAUGUAUUGGUCAUGCUUAGUCUAUCGUUUUGCUGAUGUUUAGAAGAAUUUCGUUUACUUGGUUUGUUUAAAAGAAUACUUAGAUGCAUAUCAGUUCUAUGGAGUUAAGACAAGACAGCAUGUCGACCAUGUUUUCGCCGGUACGAAAACCUUACCUUCUAAGAACACCAUCAUAACGACAUAACGAGAAAGAGCUUUCUCAUGCUGAUGUGAUAUAUCAUUAGUUUGAACUUUAUCUUUUUUUAGUGUUAGUAAAUCCUUUUUCGCCUUCUUAGGGUGAACUUAUAUUGUAGUGAUAAUAGUAAUCAUCAUUCAUUGGUAAUGUAUGUUGAAGCGAGCCAGGCGCCACAACACGUUGAAAAAGCGGCGAUAACUGAGCCUUGAUAUUUUUUAUCGUACCCUCUUUCUUUUGUGUUUUGUUACGUUUCUGGAAAUUUCAAGCUUUUGUUAAAUACGGAUAGUCUGCUUCUAUAGCUGUCACGAAUAUCUAAUUUUGGGAAUCGAAAAUAAAGUGAACGUGACAUCAUCGUA
This is a messenger RNA of Branchiostoma belcheri (Belcher's lancelet), 4465 nucleotides long. RefSeq lists its product as uncharacterized. Lineage: Eukaryota; Metazoa; Chordata; Leptocardii; Amphioxiformes; Branchiostomatidae. The record is from RefSeq and is a predicted model, not a curated record. Bases 107 to 3859 code for a protein of 1250 amino acids. The transcript is spliced from 10 exons. Gene Ontology annotation, biological process: double-strand break repair via homologous recombination; nucleotide-excision repair; DNA replication. Gene Ontology annotation, cellular component: DNA replication factor A complex; chromosome, telomeric region; site of double-strand break.